CAUCCUCGCUCCCAGUUUACCUGCUAGCAUCAAGUUCUUAAGCAGACAUCUACCUACCUACCUACCUACCUACCUACCUACCUACCUACCUACCUUCCUCGUCCUCAACCUACCAUACCAAACCAAAACCAUACCUUUCUCCUCGCAACCCCUCCCACAAAAAUGACCACCCCCGCCCCCAAGAAAAUCCUCCUCCUCAACGGCCCCAACCUCAACCUCCUGGGCACCCGCGAACCGCACAUCUACGGCAGCACGACCCUACCGCAAGUGGAAGCCCGGUGCGCGGAGCGCGCCACCGCGCUGGGCGCCACGCUGCAGUCCUUCCAGUCGAACCACGAGGGCGCGCUGGUGGACCGGAUCCAGCAGGCGCGCACGGAGCAGGUCGACGCGAUCAUCAUCAACCCGGGGGCGUACACGCACACGAGCGUGGCGAUCCGCGACGCGCUGCUCGGGGUGGCGAUCCCGUUCAUCGAGCUGCACGUCAGCAACGUGCACGCGCGGGAGGCCUGGCGCCACCACAGCUACUUCUCCGACAAGGCGAGUGGGAUCAUCGUCGGGUUGGGGGUGGAUGGGUAUACCAUUGCGGUGGAGCACGUCAUUCGAAAGUUUGCGAAGUUGGAGUAUAACUAGCUUUUUUUCAUUCUGUGCUGGUUAUGGGAAAUGUUUG
Molecule: messenger RNA, 667 nt
Organism: Aspergillus fijiensis CBS 313.89
Lineage: Eukaryota; Fungi; Ascomycota; Eurotiomycetes; Eurotiales; Aspergillaceae
Product: type II 3-dehydroquinate dehydratase
Exons: 1
Coding region: 163-630 (155 amino acids)
Biological process (GO): quinate catabolic process
Molecular function (GO): 3-dehydroquinate dehydratase activity
Source: RefSeq, a predicted model, not a curated record